Messenger RNA from Cynoglossus semilaevis (tongue sole), 425 nucleotides. RefSeq names its product NPC1-like intracellular cholesterol transporter 1. The transcript is spliced from 2 exons. The annotation marks the transcript as partial. Gene Ontology annotation, cellular component: plasma membrane. Lineage: Eukaryota; Metazoa; Chordata; Actinopteri; Pleuronectiformes; Cynoglossidae. The record is from RefSeq and is a predicted model, not a curated record. Gene Ontology annotation, molecular function: cholesterol binding. Gene Ontology annotation, biological process: intestinal cholesterol absorption; sterol transport; cholesterol homeostasis.
CCGCUUCAUGGCGUACCACACUCCUCUGACCAAUUCCCAGGAGUUCACGGCUGCACUGAUCAAGUCCAGAGAACUGGCCCUCAACAUCACCCGGGGCAUGAGGCAAAUACCGGGCACCUCCCCCGACUUCGAGGUCUUCCCGUACACGCUAACCAACGUGUUCUAUGAGCAGUACCUAACCAUCGUACCCGAGGGCCUCUUCAACAUCUCCCUGUGUCUGCUGCCCACGUUCGUGGUGUGCUGUCUCCUGCUGGGCAUGGACAUCCGCUCCGGGCUGCUCAACCUGCUGACCAUCGUCAUGAUCGUGGUGGACACCGUGGGGGUCAUGACCCUGUGGAGCAUCGACUACAACGCCGUGGCGCUCAUCAACUUGGUCACGGUGGGGCGAUCAUCUCGAUUGCAGUACUGCAUUCCAAAUAUAAAAG